Dendronephthya gigantea is the source of this 5062-nucleotide messenger RNA. Its product is annotated as zinc finger and BTB domain-containing protein 24-like. Gene Ontology annotation, biological process: regulation of transcription by RNA polymerase II. The transcript has 2 exons. NCBI's taxonomy places the organism in Eukaryota, Metazoa, Cnidaria, Anthozoa, Malacalcyonacea, Nephtheidae. The record is from RefSeq and is a predicted model, not a curated record. Bases 1330 to 3606 code for a protein of 758 amino acids. Gene Ontology annotation, molecular function: RNA polymerase II cis-regulatory region sequence-specific DNA binding; DNA-binding transcription factor activity, RNA polymerase II-specific. Gene Ontology annotation, cellular component: transcription regulator complex; PcG protein complex.
CUUCAAGUAAUAGAGGGACUUUUCGCACUUUCUUGGUCAUCAACUUGUCUCUUGUCUUUGUGUUUCAAACAUAAUGAACCAUUCUCUUGACCUUAAAAACCUGGCAUUUGGUUUAAAAAUUCGAAAUGAGUAUUGCCAUUUGCGUCUCCCAUAUAUUAUGACCAGCGGCGUUGUGCCGACAAAAUCAAAGCUUUGAAAACAUGACACUCAACAGCCCAUGGCAUAGGGAGUUUUGUCUUAGCAGUUGGCAUGCCAUGCACUGGUACUAUUUUCAGCUACAUACCCUUCCAAUGCAAGGCAAAAAGAACAACAAAGCAAUUCCGCCGGAAUAUGCAAGACUCGGAAAUAAAGCAUUAUUAUGGACUGUUUGUAUGUGCCGAACCCGAAAUUGGCGCAAAUUAUCUUUGACGAUAGAUUGUUUCAAUUAACUAUAUCCAGUAACACUCCGAGUUUCGCAACACUGAACGAAAGUCGCUACAUUUCUUGUUCAGCUGAGAAAGAUCACACGACCUCAAAUGGGCAAGCUAGACUGGGUUAGAACCAUUCUUUAAUACCUUUGUAGGGUGCCCUGCAUACUACUCGACAGCGGUGGCCUUGCGGCAACAUAACAAGAGGAAAGCUGUCGACUUGACCCCACAACUCGCAAAUAGAAACAAUUUUCCUACCAUAGUUUCGCGUGUAGUCUAUAGAGAUUAAGUGUUUGAAAAAUUUAUGCAUGACAGCUUUCGCGUUGGGCUUUGUCGGGAUAAACAGCGAUGUAAACAAUACAAAUUUCACCUUUCGGGUUUGGUAUUUUUGAUUGGCAGUUUCAUUUCAAGCACAUAACGUCGCCACAAUAACAAGCGUUGUACGACUAUAUUACACAGGGCAUUCAGAGUCGCGUUUCAAAUCUGCCUCGAAUGCAAAUCGCAUGCGGAUAUAUUGAUGCCGAGCACUAUUAUGGUCGAAUUUAAAAAUGCCCAUAGGGUCAUGCUGUGUAAUUUGAGACGGAAGGUAAUUUAACACUCCGAAAGCCUCAAGGCAGACAUCGUUCUGAGCAGUAGACUUCGGUUUAUCCCGUAAUUUAUAGCAAAACUUUCGAAAUACAAAAGGUUAUAGUACACGAGGGCGCAUCGCCCCGUCGAAAUUAACGCCACUCGAGUGAAUUCGGCGCUGAAACGCGAACGUGCAAACAACAGCUAAAUCUGAUUGUGCAACUAUGGCAAUUAUUAAGAAACGUGUGGAUUCCCGCAGAGUGGUGGGUUUACAUACUUAAGCUGACGAACCAUGCGAAGAUAAGGCGAUUCGUACCAACAGCAACCAUCUCAAACUUACUGGUAUCGUCAAAAAAUGCCUAAGGCAGGCGAACUAGACGAAGGAGAUGAGCUCAGGGCUGCGAAACCAAAGCCCAAAUCGAAUCGAAAAGGCAAGGGAACGAACUCGAACGGACACGAUUGUCAUAUAUGUCGUAAGAGCAAUAUGACUUUGUCUGGCUUGAAAAUACAUCUUCUCACACACACGGGAGAGAAACCUUACCUUUGCACCGUCUGUGACAAGCGAUUCACUUGUUCAUCGAAUUUGAAAAAGCAUCAAAGGAUUCACAACAAGGACUACAUUUACGAAUGCGAAGUGUGCGGGAAAACGUGCAGCGAUCCGAGCAAUAUGAAGAAACACAUGACGGUGCAUUCGGGCGAGAAAGCGUACGUUUGCCCGUCUUGUGGCAAAAGCUACAGCUACGCUCAGAGCCUGAGACAACACAUGGACGACGUCCACGUGGGAAACGGCGAAAAACGACCAAAGAAUAAACGAAAAGGCCAUUUUCCCUGCCCCGAAUGUGGCAAGGUUUUUGGCUACUAUUGGCGCUGUUCCCUACACCAGGCUCGCGUGCACGCUGUCGACAGACCCUACAAAUGCCCAGAGUGUGGGAAAAGUUUCGCGAGGGAGACGAUACUCAACAAACACCUGCAAACUCACGAGAAACCGUAUUCGUGCGCCGAGUGCGAUAGAAAGUUCAGCUUUCGCGAUCAGCUUCAGAAGCACAAGAGAACGCAUAGCGGAGAGCGGCCGUAUCAGUGCGAGACGUGUCUUCGCUCGUUCAGCCAACGAGGGAGUUUGAACGAGCACAAAAGGACGCACACUGGAGUCAAGCCGUACGUCUGUCAAAUUUGCGGCGUGAAAUUUUCCUCGAGUAGUAGUCUUCGGCGUCAUGAGCGCAAGGUGAAGUCCUGCUUCCCAGCACCCGAGGGGGAAGAGAUCCCCAUGCGAAGUCUGUACCCUCGGAGGCCGAUAUACGUACCCACACCCCCGAUAAGCAUAGCCAGAGUCGAAACCGCACCGGUGAAUGAAUCCCAUGGCUUAAAGUGGGUGCAAAAACCCUAUACACCUACAAGUACCAUGCACAAUGGGAUUUCUACCGCUGAUUCGUUUUCAACUGAAAAUGGGUUGACUCGAAGUGGCUCAACCACAGAAUUGGGUGAUGUUCAUCAUGCAGCUGGUGAAAUUUAUGAUGGUAAUGGUAAUCUAGAUGCGACAAUGGUACCAACCAGUCAAAUUUCUAUGGUUGUGAAGUGCGAUAAGAAUGGUAUGAUAUCUGUGGUACCAGUUACACUUCAGGCUGUGAAUGGCAUUGCACAAUUGGCACCCAGCAAUGGCACACCCAAUGAUUCGGAACAUUGUGAACCUGUUGCCUUGGCAACAUCAAACCAACCAUGCUCCUCUGCACAGAUUCGUCGACCAACUUUUGCAGAACCUUCCAACAAUUUUGCUGUUGCAUCAACAAACCACCAACUAUACCCCACCAGCCAUUCAGUUGCAACGGAAACAGCAAACUUUGACCCAAGUAGACUAACCUCAGUGGCAAGUGAUGCCACUGUUGCCAUGGAGACAAUGCACAACAGUCAACAUGGUGAUCCUAACGAACCAAAUUUCGGCAGUGAAGCGGACAAUGUCGAAGCUGAUAUCCCACCAGAAUACCCAAGUAUGUCCACCAUUUCCAUGAAACCACGCUUUAUUGAGAAUGGUGAAUACAGUCAAGAUGAAAUGAGAAAUGGUCACGAGACAUCCUCCAACCCAACCCUAGCUGAUGCCCACCAUAGAGUAAUGACCAAGCAUUCACCAUCACCUAACGACCACCAGAGUACCAAUAUCUAUGGUACUUCAGCAGAAACCAGCCCCAACCCAAAUGUUACUCCUGUAUUGUCUCCACCCCAGCACCAGCUACUCACCAAACACAAACCACCAACCUCAAUGACCAGUAUCACUUUGAAUGGUCAGUAUUCUAAUCACCACCCACCAAUCACCACCAGUCUCAUGUGUGAACCAUUAUCUGCUGACAUCAACAACAAUAUGAUGAGAGAAAAUGCUAACAACCAUAUGCCUGUUAGAUGCCUCACUAUCAUGCACAGCCCUGAGAGAACAGCCCCUCUCCAACCCACAAGUGGGUCCUGCAUGCAUGGUGAUGGUAUGGAGCAUAAUGUACCAAGGACAGUAUCAUCAACCAACGAGUACCAUGCGCAAUCACCUCCGCAUAUCUUACUGCCAAGUACCAUGAUAAAAUCACAGUUAACUGACAUGGAACCAAAAGAUAUCAAACCUAUUCUGGGUGUUGAUGUACCAGUAUACAAGUGAUAUCACAGGUACCAUGGUCUGUUUCUCGAAGCUUCAAAAAACUUUGUUGGUAACCUUGGAUUUUUUCAUAUUAUGUGAGAACUUUCAAUUUUUUUUGGAUAUUGUGUGACAAUGCUUCAGUUAUUAUUAUGAAGUGUUUUGGUUAUUUUCAACAUAUAUUCACUGUUGGACUUGUUCCCAUUCAUUUAUUUGGAUAUUAUGAACUGAUUGACUAAUUUUGUUGAGUGGCUUAAGUUAAAAUAUAUAUUUUAUGCGGAUAUUAUGAACUGAUUGACUAAUGUUCUUGAGUGGCUUGAGAUAAAGAUGCAAAGAAUUCUCGUGUCGAUGUAUAUUAUGCGGAUAUUAUGAACUAAUUGGCUCAAUUCCAAUAUCAAUGGUGUGAGAUUUUCACAAUGUCUUUGAGACUGUACCGCUAAUACCACCCCAGUUACUGGAGUUAAAGUGUGACAGUGUAUUGAGUUGGUAAAUACUAUGUGGAUAUUAUUGAUCGAAUGGGUUAUUUUCAACAUUAAUAGUUGUGGAACUUUGAAAAGCUUGUAUGGGAACUGUAUGGCUGAAAUACACACCUUUCUGGGAUUUAUUGUGUGAAAGAUGUUGACCUUCACUGAUGUAUAUUACGUGUGGAUUAUGAACUGAUUGGGCUUAUUUUGUACAUUAAUAAUAGUGUGGAACUUUGUUGAUUUCUUGGAAAUUGUGUGACUCAAGUAGUUAUGGUAGACAUUGUCAUCUGGAUUCUAUAUUGAUGGCUAACUCUCUAUGGUACCAUUUACUGACUGCAACAUUUGUGUACAACUAUUGUGUUUAUAAUUUUGAAAACGGAUGUCAAUUUAGGGCAUCACAUGUGCAAGUUUGACAGUAUCGCUUGGACUGGACUGGACGGUCUUGAAUGGUACUGUAUGGUGAGUUAUUAAUGGUACUCUAUUGGGUAAUCAUCACUUAGACAUUGGUGUUGAACUAAUCUGAACUAAUGUGUAUUCGUACCAUGGGCAAGGCAUAUGGUCGGGGAUAAAAAGUUAAUAAUUUGUUUAAAAAUAAUGGUGUCGAGUUCUAUACUACAAAAAGACAGUUAAGUAUGUAUAGCAUUAGUUGCAUGAAUUUCCAAUUCAAAAUUUUAGCAGCUCCCCUCCUGGUGGAACUGAAUUUUUGAUUGGGACAUCAAUUGAUAAAGACACCCUUGCUUUUUUAAACACAUUUAUAUGACAUAGUUUGUCAAAAUAUGAUUUGCUUUGGCUGGUCUAUUUCCGUAGUUAGAAUAAUUUUGCGCCGCCAAUAAAAUGUAAAAUCAUACAAGACAAAUGAAUCAUGUAAAUCUCUGCAUAUUUUUCUACAGCAUGCAUUUUGAUAUAUUUAUAAUAAUUUUGUAUUCAUUUUUCAUAUAUUUAUAGUAAAAUAUAAAGUGGAAGUGAUGUCUGUGUAGGUAAACAAAAGGUUAGAUCAACCAAAUACCCAUCCAUGG